This is a messenger RNA of Anneissia japonica, 1158 nucleotides long. RefSeq names its product cation channel sperm-associated protein subunit delta-like. The transcript is spliced from 8 exons. Gene Ontology annotation, biological process: flagellated sperm motility; sperm capacitation. Lineage: Eukaryota; Metazoa; Echinodermata; Crinoidea; Comatulida; Comatulidae. The record is from RefSeq and is a predicted model, not a curated record. The coding region runs from base 109 to 1143 and encodes 344 amino acids. Gene Ontology annotation, cellular component: CatSper complex; sperm principal piece.
AAUAAUAAAUAAACUUUUUGCGGGUCGGAUCUUUGUUGUUAUUUCCACGUUUAUCUUUGACUAAUGUUUGAUUUAGGUCAAUGAUUAGGCCUAUCCACAAUUAACGUAAUGUAUAUAUACUUGGCAAUGGCGUUUCUUUACUUAGUACAAGAUGCUAAAGGAGAGGUUCCAAUUGUCUUCAUACCUUGGCAAGGCACCGACACUGACAUUGAACACAACCGGUUCGUUCUCAUGAAGUCAAAUUCAACCAUGACAACACUGGUCCAGCAUCCCUGUAACCCUGAUAUUUCAAUGAUCAUAAGUAACUUUCUGUACCUAUCCACAGAUGCCUUUCACACAUCUGUACAGCCGCUCCAAAUUCCGUUCAAUGUACUUCAGCAGAGUUAUAGUGCCUUUGUGACAAGCGUUGCAUUUGUCAAAGAUGCUGUGCUAUUGGUUAUGAAUGGUGAGCUGUUGAAGCUGGAUUUAAACACUAUGAGCAUGGCCGUUGCUAGUGGAAUAUCAAAUCAUGUGAACCAUGUCGUUACUGCCCCCUGCUGCUACAUGGAAGACACCCGCUGGUGUAGAGCACAUGAUUCAAUAGUAUUUGCAUUUAAUUCGGAAAUAACGAACGAUAAACCAAUGAUCUGGUGGUCGAAAGAUGGUGGACAUAAUUUUGUAAUGGUCAACGUGACAAUAGACGAAGACAGUCAGGGGCAGUCUGUAAUAUCCGGUGUGUUUCCUCAUCCUUUGAAAAAUGAAGCUACCCUGCUGGUGCAAAUCAACUCUUCCACUACAUUGAUGAAGAAUUUCAACUACUUAACAAGCCAGUUUAAAGACUGGUCAGAAAUUAUUCCAUUUUCUACUCGAGGGGAGUAUGUCCCUGCCAGUCAACUUAACUACAGGACAGAGAGCUUUAUCUGUUGGAAUGAACAUACAAUUUAUUACAGCCCUGUGGCUGGCUCUGCUCUGCGUCCAGUACGUUUCAGUGGGCAGCAGAAUAACACACACAUAAACAAUGGAGAAGACAUUCUCAUGGUAACCCCAGGUUACAGUGGAUACUUUCUUCUGUUAACUAAUCAGCAGAGAGUAUUCUUAGGUAGGGAAGAUGGGAUGACAGCUGAGGUUACAGAGGUCAGUUUCAUUUUAAUUCAUUCAUAUUAAAUAAUCAUAUUUGAA